AUGGAUGUCAGUUAUCAGUUUCCUCUUGUUAAUUCUGUUAUCUAUCUAUCUAUCUAUCUAUCUAUCUAUCUAUCUAUCUAUCUAUCUCAUUUUGUUCAUAUCUAUAUCAUUCUGCUCAUAUCGAAUCUAUCUAUCUAUCUAUCUAUCUAUCUAUCUAUCUCAUUUUGUUCAUAUCUAUAUCAUUCUGCUCAUAUCGAAUCUAUCUAUCUAUCUAUCUAUCUAUCUAUCUAUCUCAUUUUGUUAAUAUCUAUAUCAUUCUGCUCAUAUCGAAUAUAUAUAUCUAUCUAUCUCAUUUUGUUCAUAUCUAUAUCAUUCUGCUCAUAUCUAUCUAUCUAUCUAUCUAUCUAUCUCAUUUUGUUCAUAUCUAUAUCAAUCUGCUCAUAUCGAAUAUAUCUAUCUAUCUAUCUCAUUUUGUUCAUAUCUAUAUCAUUCUGCUCAUAUCUAUCUAUCUAUCUAUCUAUCUCUCUAUCUAUCUAUCUCAUUUUGUUCAUAUCUAUAUCAUUCUGCUCAUAUCUAUCUAUCUAUCUAUCUAUCUAUCUAUCUAUCUAUCUAUCCACACAAUUCUUUAUAUAUCUAUGUCAUUCUACUCAUAUCUGUCUAUUCUUCAGAGGCACCUCUAAAUAUAAACAUCCACAUUUACAGUAG
Messenger RNA from Acanthosepion pharaonis, 645 nucleotides. The record is from the annotation of a GenBank genome assembly. Lineage: Eukaryota; Metazoa; Mollusca; Cephalopoda; Sepiida; Sepiidae.